This is a messenger RNA of Puccinia triticina, 2025 nucleotides long. RefSeq lists its product as uncharacterized. The transcript is spliced from 10 exons. Bases 1 to 2025 code for a protein of 674 amino acids. The record is from RefSeq and is a predicted model, not a curated record. Gene Ontology annotation, molecular function: microtubule binding; microtubule motor activity; ATP binding. Gene Ontology annotation, biological process: mitotic spindle organization; microtubule-based movement. Lineage: Eukaryota; Fungi; Basidiomycota; Pucciniomycetes; Pucciniales; Pucciniaceae.
AUGCAGGCCCUCCAGAACAUCCUCCACCGCUCCAGGGAACACUCCGCCGGCCAGCCCUCCGAGCCCCCGCCGAAGACACUCAAGCCACCGAUGCCCGCCUACGCCCUCGCCGCCGAAGCCUCCUCAGACGCCUCCUCCUCCUCCUCCUCCCACAAUACCCUCCACGCCGUCAAGGUCGUCUGCCGCCUCAGACCCCGUCUGCCCGACGAAUCCACCGCCGACCAGUCCGUCGUCCAGGUCCUCAACAACACCCAGAUCAGGAUCACCGACCCUCUGAAACAUCUCGUCAACCGCUUCGAUUUCUCCGCUUGUUACGACGAAAAGAGCGGCCAACAUGACAUUUACGCCGGCCAAGUACAGGACAUGGUCAACAAAAUCUUCGAGGGCAUAACUGCGACAAUCUUCACUUUCGGAUGCACGGGAUCGGGGAAGACACACACACUGCAGGGCUCGGCGAGCGACCCGGGGAUCACGCCACGCGCGGUGCGGACGAUCUUCGAGCGGGUGGAAGCGCUGAAGACGAGUGCGGGGAGCGGGACGGGGAGCUACCAGGUCUCGAUCUCGUGCUUCGAGAUCUGGAAGGACAAGGUCUGGGACCUGCUGGUCCAGGGCGGCACGGCGACGACCCGGGAUGUCGGCCGGGGAGACCUGCCGAUCCGCGAAGCCGCCAACGGCCAGAUCUUCAUCCCCCAUCUCCGCCACGUCACCAUCAAGAGCAUCCCCCAGUUCGAGAAACUCUACGCCCAGGUCAUGCGCUUCCGCUCCGUCUCCAGCACCAAACUCAACCACACCUCCUCCCGCUCCCACGCCAUCCUCUCCAUCCAUGUCGACCAUCUCCCCCCCGACGGCGCCCCCCCAACCCAUCUCGGUAAAUGCGUCCUCAUCGACUUGGCCGGCAGCGAAAACAACAAGAAAACGGGCAACGAAAACAACAAAGAGCGCAUGAAGGAAUCCGUGGAGAUCAACCAGAGCUUACUGGCCCUGCGCAAGGUCGUCCGGUCCCUGAACACGGGCGACCAUCGGAUUCCGUAUCGGGAUUCCAAGCUAACGAGGAUCCUGAGCGAUAGUCUGGGAGGCACGUCUGCCGGCCUAGUGAUCUGCAACAUCGCCCCGGUGGCCUCACAGUACCGAGACACGAUCAACACCUUGACCUUUGGCAGCCACUCGCGAAACGUGGAGAAUAAAGUGGCCCACCAGGCGCUUGAAGCCCUAGACCGGAAGUUCCUGCUGCCCUCGAUCUCGCUCUACCAACACCACUCGAAAUCCGUCCCGAGUCUAUCGUCCACGCAGCCGGGCACGACGGAGCCGAUCCGGAGCCCGAUCAAGCUGACAUGGGCGCGGCGGCCGUCGGUGGAUGCGUUUUCGAAGCUGCCGUUCCCGCACACGCCCUCGAAGCCUUCCUCGAAGACGCCGAGCGGGAAUGCGGGGGUUGGGGCGGUGAACAGUCUGAGCGUGCGGACGCGCAAGCUGUCCGGCUGCUUCGCCUCGCCCGCCAAGCCCGCCUCCACCCCGCGCAAACUUAGCUUCAGACCCGCCCAGCCGCCCGGCCUCCCCGCCCACUCGCCCCCCGCCGCCGCGUCGACGCCUGAGCGCGCCCUCCUGCUCGACGCCGACCUCGACAAACGCGUCGAGGAAGCCAUGCGGAAGAACCUCGACUCGAUCGUCCAGAGCCGCGUCGACAUCCUCCUCCAAGCAAAGCUCAACGAGACGAGUCUGGCCUCCGCUCGCCCGCUCCUCGACGCUUCCACCCUCUGCGACAGCCCGGGCCCCGCCGCCGGCUCGCCGACGACAACCCUCCAAGGCCCCCAUCCGCCCUACCACAAGCCCGAGGAUGGCGACGGCCUGGAAGAGCGGAUCUGCCAUCUCGAGCAACAGUUGCAGCGUGAGCAUCAGCAACUUACUCCAGUCCGUCUCCACCUCUUCCCGCCCGAAAUCCGAAACCAAAAUCCCGCGCCCGUCGGUCCAGUAGCCCGUCGUGUCCCCGGCCCCUUCUUCCCGGCCCCCGGCUUGGUCGAGGCGUGCUGA